This is a messenger RNA of Puccinia triticina, 2061 nucleotides long. RefSeq lists its product as uncharacterized. NCBI's taxonomy places the organism in Eukaryota, Fungi, Basidiomycota, Pucciniomycetes, Pucciniales, Pucciniaceae. The record is from RefSeq and is a predicted model, not a curated record. The transcript has 7 exons. Bases 1 to 2061 code for a protein of 686 amino acids.
AUGACUCCCCAGUCGAAGAUACUGGAAUACGCUCACCAUCACAGUCUGACUUGUGAUCCAGAAUGGACAUUCGACUUCGCUGAAGAGUUGGUCAUGGGCUUUUCGACCGCCUUCCAGCUCGUACCGCCAUCCCAAUCACUUCAUGAGGAUAUCAAGCAGACCUGGAGCUCUCUAGACCUGAUCACGGCUCAGGCUGGACAAGAGCAUCACCAACCACUGGAAUCAAUUUUUCUGGACAACUGGCUCAUUCCUCAAGCUCCAAUAACCUACGCUAGAAGAUUCCGCGAUUCGGUCAAGUCAUCUCAACAUUUAGACUUGGCCGAUUCAGAUUGGUGGGGCGAUGGGUUAUUCGAGCCUCAACUCACUCAUAUCAUGGGCGAUUACAUCCUCCAAAGGAACCGUCGUCAUGCUACUAUCAGUUUACAACCUGAUGACUCGAAAACAAUCAAGAAUGACCUUUCUCUUGAUGGUCAACAGACCUUCAACGACGUCAUUGUGGGUGAGGAGACUCAUAUCCAUAUUCCAACGCCGGAAGAAUUAUCAGAUACCGCACACCAGCUGUCGUCCUCACAGUACCGAAAAAUCAAAGAUAUCAAAUUGCAGAGAGAAGAAAUUUUCGGGACUCGUUCCCCUUUGAUCAGGAUGGAUAGUGACCUGCUCGAGCUGGAAGAAACUCUGCCAAGCGAAACUUCACGACACGCAAUCUCACCGCCGUUGAUGCCUAGACAAUCAUCGAGCUCUGCAGAACUGUGGCAUACACAGGCCAAUGCAUUCGUCAACUCGGUCAUCGGCAGCCUUCAACAAGAAGAAAUUCAUCAAUGCAGCAGUCCCAUCUUGUCAAAUGAUACUUGGAACGAUUUAGAUUCUUUUCUACGUCCAUCUUGUACUCCGCCGUCUAGCCCAAUACCGUCUGAAGAUGUCGUUCAAAAAGAUGCUGCCAUCGAGUUUCUGUCCCCCUCGGCGGACCCGACUAACUGGGAUAAGGUUGAAAACCUAGAGAAUCCAUUCGAGACAGUACUCUUUAGUCGGACCGAACGAAUGCCUUUGCAUACGAAUAGAUCUACGUCUUUCAACCUGAGGAACCACUGGGAUAUGGCCAGCUGUUUAUUUGAUGAGCAUCAACUUUUGCAAGCUUCUCUGACACCUGAACCAGCAGAAGGCGACAGUAAAGAAGGCUGCGAGGGUUCUUUCGAGAUCUUAAAUCAAUUGGUUGCAAACAGAGGAUGGGACAACCAGCGAUUCGAACACCAAAUCUUUGGAAGUCCGGGAGAAGCAGCCAAUCUGCACACAAAACUUAAAAGGAUUCCAGUUGAAGUCCCCGAUGCGCCCAUUAGCAAACAUGAAAUCCACAAGGAACUACUUCCCUCCCAUCUCGACGAGUUUAGGAUACAAGAAUUGGACAACAGUCGGCCAAAGAAUUCCUCUAAAAUCUCGCAAGGUCUUCAGAAAGUUGAGGGAUUGAAAGCGUUGAAUAUCGAGCUCCCUUGGAAUGCCUACAACUUCCUACCUUCAUCGACACUGGAAAAACUGACAGACCUGGGCUCCAAACCGGUCGAUGAACCUUCAGAUGUCGAUUCCUCGAGCAAGGAUGACUCAUUCAUCUCCAAAAGGUUUAAAAGCGAGCAUAACCCCAACGUAGCUGAUGAGCCAUGGGUUAAACUGAGCGACUUCCUAGAUCAAUCAUCAAGCGAAAGUGGCUCUUAUUACAGUCAGCACGAUUCGGAUCGCACGAAAGAGCCUGACACACUAAAUGACGGAGCCGUAUCUACCUCAGACUUCACCAGGAGAUCUACAAGCCCAACUACACGAACCGACGAAGACUUGAAGCCUACCUCGGUCACUGAGAGCACUGAGCCGCCGAACAACAGCUCUCAGACCAACCCAUUAGAAACCGAAUAUUUUCAUCAAGGAUACGGCCUACAAUCCGAUUUUGGAAGCGCAAAUCAGAGCUCAGCUCAGACAGAAGAUGAUAAAUUCAUCGAUCUCCUAGGAUUAAGAUCUGUGGAUCCUUCACCUCAUGAUAUACAGAACCAUGGUUUCUACAGAAUCUGGUCGACUUAG